Messenger RNA from Anthostomella pinea, 753 nucleotides. The record is from the annotation of a GenBank genome assembly. Lineage: Eukaryota; Fungi; Ascomycota; Sordariomycetes; Xylariales; Xylariaceae.
AUGGCGCCUCACUUUCCGUGCGAGGUCUGGGCAAUGGUCCUAGAAAGCCUCUCGUCGCGCAGAGACUUGAUCGCUUUCAUUGGAGCGUCUAAGGUCUUCCAGCAAGCCUACUCCGAGCGACGCGAAAAAGCAAACGCCGCCAUUAUCCAGAAUACCUUCGGCGAUGAAUGCGCUCUAUCCCAUGCCCUGGCCAUCGUGCGUUGGUCGGAUAUCGACCAGUGCGAGGUCGAUGCCUCCCUCUUGGACAAGAUCGAGUGCCACCUGAUCAGCUAUAUCCGUGGCAACGAGGCAAUUGAGCUCCGUCCAGUUGAGUUCGUCGCGUUGGACAAGUUGCACGAAACCUAUUCGAAGUUCAUCGACCAUUUUGCACGCACACCCAUUUCGAUACACUCCGCAGAGGGGCAACAACACAUGGUAUACUGCGCACUAAGCGACGUGACCCAGCCGCCCUACUUGGAGCAUCCGCCCAUGAGCACCUCAGUCGAGAGAGCACGAUCCAUUAGCGCCUUCUGCCGGUACGAGCUCUUCAGCCGAGGCUCUCGAGCGUACAUUGAACAUCCAGGGGACGACCUCCGCGACCCACAGGGUCCGGAUUUCUAUCGAUCUUUGAAGAUGCUUUGCCUCCAGGAAAGAUGUGUGCCCGGAACCUUCAGACCUACUCGACAAUGGCGGGAUCAUCUUGACAAAUCGGUCUUCAUUUCUAGACGACGACUUGGAUUGCGACGUUGGCACGACCUGUGGCGGACCCCUUAA